GUUAUCUUCUAUUAUCGAUAACAAAUGUUGGCGCAAAUUGAAAAUACUUUCGUUGCUAAGGAUGAAAAACCAAAACAAAUAAUUAUCGCUUAAUUACUACACUGCCCAAACGUUAUAUAUUCUUUAGCUAGCAAAUUAAGAUAUGGCAACUGCAUUGACAUCUAAUUGGCUGCAUGUGGACAUUGGUGAAGAAACGCCACUCCUCCUCUCAACACUGUCAAGUUGCAUGACAUUGAGUGAUGUUCAAUGCGAUGGUUACGUGCGUCUUUUGGCUGCCGACAUUUCGCUGGAGGACGAUGACGAGCCCUCCGCUAAGCUAAAAGUGUUUCGUGGUCUCAAGCUGAAGCAGGAGCAAUCGCUGCCAGGCAUUCCCACGGCCAUUGAGAGUCUCUAUAUCGACGAAACCGAGCCCAAAACACCGGUGAUUGCCGUUGCCAUUGCAGAGUCUGUGCUCUUCUACAGGCAUAUGAAGCCUUACUUUAAGUACACUGUGCCCGCCUUGGAUGCCGAGGAACUGGAGCUGGAGGUGUGGCGAAAGCUUCCUGUGAUGAAGACAGAGACUCACGAUGAACUGCUGCAGUUGCUCAAGGAGGUGGAUCAUGCGAAGCUGUCGCGCAAAACACAGCGACUGCUACAGCUCAGCGGGGAGGAGAGAGAAUCCUUCAUUGAGACACACAAGGACUCGCCUGUGGGUCGAGUUGGCAACAUUGUGGCCAUGUGCUGCUUGAAACGUGUCUCCAGCAGCCCCAAUCCGCCCUCACAUCUGGUGCUCGCCACAGACACAGGUCGCGUCUUUGUUCUGGAACCACAAGGCUUCAAUCUGGUUUAUCAGGCGCGCACUUGUAGCUAUGAAACCGCUGUGCCCAGCCUGAUAUCUGUGCAUGGCACCUACGAAACGGACUUUUGCAUUGUGGUGGGCACACGCAAUGGAGGCGUCUAUCUACUGCGUAAGGCCAACAACGAGGGACAGGAGAUACUCAAGAUGACCACUGCAUUGACGGGUCUACUACUAUUACCUGUAGAUCAGACCAUUGUGGUGACCACCAUGGAACAACGGUACCUCUGCUACUCUAAGCGUGGCAAACUGCUCUAUCAGGUGCAGCUGGAGGCACAACCAGUCUGCAUUCUGCCACUGAUGCUGGCGCAUCUGGGCCUCACUUUGGUGGCUGUGGCGCUUCAAGGCGGCGUCGUUAAAUUCUUUCUACAACGUUAUCUGGUCGAUGAAUUUGUGCUGCCCGAGACAGUGGCUGCCAUGCUUUACGGUCGCAUGGGCAUGGAGGAUCAUGUGCUCACAUUGACUACGCAGUCGGGUGAAAUGUUUUUCAAGAUACUGCGACGUGUGACACGAUUUGAAACCGACGUCGUUGCAGCUGCAGCGGCAGCGAAUAAAAGUGCAACAAAGUCACAACGGAUUGCGGAUGUAUCCAUACUGGACAAGCCCAAAAAGAGUUCCAUAUUCGUGGAGCAGGCUGCGCGAGAGAAGCUAAAGGCCAAGGCAAGCUAUGGCAGCUUUCAGGUAGAACUGUGGCGACUGCGUCACACAGCAGCGCGUGCCACCAUCGAUGCCAUCAACUCCUCGGAGAGCACCAUCUCUGGUGAUCUCACCCAUGCACCUGUCAAGCUCUCAGCCGAGGUUUGCGGCAGCGGACCCGCCUUCCGUCUCUACCUCACCGUCCAAAAUCUGUCCACCUUUAAGAUGGCAUCGAAUUUGGUGGUGCUGCUGCAUGCAGAUCGACGGCACUACACUAUGUCGCAGUCCAUGGCCAGGUUGCCCAGUGUAUUGCCCGGCAUUCCGCUGCGCGUUGACUUUGAGGUUGUUGCUGUGCUGGAUCCGAUGGACAAGUUGCCACCGGGCAGCCUGACGCCCGACAAUUCCCAGAUUCGCGUCAUGCUGUUGAAGACUGGACAGUCGAAGCCGUUGAUUGCUGCCGCAGUGGCCAUGCCGCAAUCUGAGGCGGCUUUUUAGUUUACACUCAUUUGUUGUUGUUGGUAAG
Drosophila sulfurigaster albostrigata is the source of this 1994-nucleotide messenger RNA. RefSeq names its product Bardet-Biedl syndrome 1 protein homolog (gene BBS1). Gene Ontology annotation, cellular component: BBSome; axoneme; centrosome. Lineage: Eukaryota; Metazoa; Arthropoda; Insecta; Diptera; Drosophilidae. The record is from RefSeq and is a predicted model, not a curated record. Gene Ontology annotation, molecular function: smoothened binding; patched binding. The transcript has 4 exons. The coding region runs from base 143 to 1966 and encodes 607 amino acids. Gene Ontology annotation, biological process: protein localization to cilium; non-motile cilium assembly.